This is a messenger RNA of Phlebotomus argentipes, 1029 nucleotides long. RefSeq names its product pancreatic lipase-related protein 2-like. Gene Ontology annotation, molecular function: lipase activity. The record is from RefSeq and is a predicted model, not a curated record. NCBI's taxonomy places the organism in Eukaryota, Metazoa, Arthropoda, Insecta, Diptera, Psychodidae. Gene Ontology annotation, biological process: lipid metabolic process. The coding region runs from base 1 to 1029 and encodes 342 amino acids. The transcript has a single exon.
AUGAAAGUGUUCGCGUUACUUCUCGCAGUGGGUGCUGUGUGUUCCUUGCCUCUGGAGGAAGCUCCAGCCGUGGACAAUGUGGAAUGGGCGCUAGUUCCGGACGCCGAGGGAAAGUUCCACAUCGUCAGUGUGCAAGAAGCUCUUGAUGAGGAGCCAGAGAGUUUCUUCAACCCUGAAACCGACACACACUUUCACUUAUACACGCAGAACAGUCCCAACAACUUCCAGAUUGUUGAACGUAAUAAUCCAGCUUCACUCGCCGCUUCCAACUUCAAUCCCAACCAUCCCACGAAAUUCCUCAUUCACGGCUGGGGCGGAAGUCCUGGUGGUGGCACUGUAAGAGUAUCUCGCGAAGCCUUCUUCCAACGCGGGAACUUCAAUGUCUUCUCUGUUGAUUGGAGCGUUGGCGCAGGAUCGAAUAACUAUAUCACGGCCAGGAAUCGCGUCGGCCCAACUGGAGCCAUUGUUGGCAAUUUCAUUCACUUCCUCGUGAACUCAGGCGGCGCCAGGAGAGAGGAUAUCUCUGUUAUUGGACACAGUUUGGGCGCCCACGUGGCCGGAUUCGCGGGAAAGAAUCAUCCGCCUCCAAACCAGCUUGCUAGUGUUGUUGGUCUGGAUCCUGCUUGGCCUCUGUUCAGCGCUGAUGAUCCGACCGUUCGUAUGGAUCGUGGAGACGCAGUUUUUGUCGAAUCUAUGCACACAAAUGCAGGUCUUCUCGGAUUCACUGUUCCCAUUGGACACGCUACUUACUAUCCUAAUGGCGGAAGCUCUCAGCCCGGAUGUGGCAUUGACGUUUCCGGUGCUUGUGCUCAUGCCAGAUCCAAUCUGUUCUUUGCUGAGUCCAUCAACACGAACACGCAUUUCUACUCUGUCCUUUGUCCUGGAGGAUACGACCAGAUCCUAGAUGGCACCUGUCCACAGACCGGAGCCAGCAGAAGGAUGAGCGGAGAGCCAUUAGAUCCUUCUCUUCACGGCGUCUUCUGGCUACCCACUAAUGCCGAAGCUCCUUUCGCCAUUGGACCCAUUUAA